GAUAAUCAUAUACAUAAUAAUAUAAAUUAUAUACUCAAAAUACAGAAACAUAUGACACAGAUGUACGAGAAUAAUCGAGUUUUACACCGCAAUAUUUGUUCCUCACAGCACUAAAAUGUAAAUUUUCUUGAUUGCUGAAGAAUUUAAGCCAGAGUAUAAGAUCAAAUGUCCAAUCCUUAAUUAAUCCAUUAAACCUGCAUGUUUCUUUACGUAACAAACAAAACUUUAAAGACUACCCACGUUCAAAUUAGUAGACACAAGAAAUCCUAUAUUCCUCUAUCCAAUUUAGCAUAUAAUCCACUUAAAAAGAAACCCUACAGGAACAUUUAAAUAUGAAUAACUGCCCUCCGAGAUCCACUUCUGGUGGCAUUACCAACUGAGUGCUUCCUCCAAGCUUACAACCCGCUUCAGCGAUCAAAGUUCAUUCCAAACUUUUUCAUUUCAAUCAACAAAUGGUGGUUGCCGUCAAAGUUUUCAAGAAGACAACACCUAAUGGUAAAGUCACGGUAUAUCUGAGCAAGAGGGAUUUCAUCGAUCAUUUGGACCAUACCGAUCCCAUAGAUGGAGUUAUUGUCGUCGAAGAUGGAUACUUACAAGGCAGGAGAGUGUUCGGUCAGGUCCUCACCGUCUACCGGUAUGGUAGAGAAGAGGAUGAAGUCAUGGGAGUCAAAUUCAGUAAGGAAAUGGUCUUAGCUACUGACCAGCUAGUACCAACGAAGAAAGAAAAGGAACCAUUGACUCCUGUUCAAGAGAAACUCAUCAAUAAACUGGGACCAAAUGCCCAUCCCUUCACGUUCUACUUCCCCGAUAUGUCCCCCUGCUCCGUUACUUUACAGCCAGGCGAGGAUGACCAAGGUAAACCCCUUGGUGUAGAAUACUACGUAAAAUGCUACGUUGGCUCCAACGAAGAAGACAAAGGCCACAAACGUAGCACCGUCCAGCUGGCAAUCAAAAAAUUGCAAUUCGCUCCUAUCGUCAAGGGUGCUAGCCGCCUUCCAAGCUCCUUGGUGUCCAAGGGAUUCACUUUCUCCAGCGGUAAAAUCAACUUGGAAGUUACCCUCGAUAAGGAUAUUUAUUACCAUGGAGAGAAAAUUGGUGCUAAUAUUAUGAUUGGUAAUAAUUCCAGGAAGCAAGUAAGAAAUAUCAAGGUCUAUGUGGUGCAGCAUUGUGAGGUGACUAUGGUGAAUGCUCAAUUCUCCAAAUACGUAGCCAGCUUGGAAACUCGCGAGGGCUGUCCAAUAACACCUGGUGCUAGCUUCACCAAAGUGGUAUAUUUGGUACCACUAGCAUCCAGCAACAAAGAUCGCAGGGGUGUUGCCUUAGAUGGUCGUUUACGAGAUGACGACGCAAAUCUGGCCAGCUCUACUUUGGUGCCAGAUGGAAAAUGUCCAAUCGACGCUAUUGGUAUUGUGAUAUCAUACUCCUUGAGAGUAAAACUGAACUGUGGUACACUGGGAGGGGAACUUGUAACCGAUGUUCCAUUCAAACUCCUCCAUCCAGCUCCCGGUGCUAUGGACAAGGAAAGGGCCCAAAAUCUGAGGAAGAUGAAAUCAAUCGACAAAGGAAGAUAUGAGCAGAGCUUCGCAAAUGAUGACGAUGACAACAUCGUCUUCGAAGAUUUUGCAAGAUUCCGUCUCAGCCGAGAUGAACUGGAGUAAACAUUUCAAGAUCAUUAAUAUUGCGCAAUAUAAAUGCUUAUAAUUUGCUUAAAUAAAAAAUCGAAAAAAACAAAAAAAAACUUGCAAAAAUAUUUAUAUAUACAAAAAAAAAAGGAUCGGUAAUCAUUUUAUUAUUCCGCCAGAAGUUUUAAAAAUUUAGCAACGGGAUGCUUAGAUAGUUUUUAAAGAACAGUCGAAUAAUAUUAUUUUUUGCUUAAAAAUUGUAAAGCUUUUCGAAUAUAGUUUUUAGUCAGUAGACGUUAUUUGUGCAUGCA
Messenger RNA from Psylliodes chrysocephalus, 1933 nucleotides. NCBI's taxonomy places the organism in Eukaryota, Metazoa, Arthropoda, Insecta, Coleoptera, Chrysomelidae. The record is from the annotation of a GenBank genome assembly.